Exophiala oligosperma is the source of this 1235-nucleotide messenger RNA. RefSeq names its product 40S ribosomal protein S1. The record is from RefSeq and is a predicted model, not a curated record. The transcript is spliced from 3 exons. Gene Ontology annotation, molecular function: structural constituent of ribosome. Lineage: Eukaryota; Fungi; Ascomycota; Eurotiomycetes; Chaetothyriales; Herpotrichiellaceae. The coding region runs from base 91 to 864 and encodes 257 amino acids. Gene Ontology annotation, cellular component: cytosol; ribosome. Gene Ontology annotation, biological process: translation.
UCAAAGUCCAUCGACAUUCUCACCACACAGCAAACUCGCGCCAGACACAAAUCUAUCUUUGCACUUGGAAGAUAGAUCAAGGUCGCAAUCAUGGCUGUCGGCAAGAACAAGAGACUUUCCAAAGGAAAGAAGGGUCUCAAGAAGAGAGCCCAGGAUCCCUUCACCCGAAAAGAUUGGUACUCGAUCAAGGCGCCAUCCACCUUCAACCAGAGAGAUGUUGGCAAGACUCUCGUAAACCGAACCACCGGUCUGAAAUCCGCCAACGAUGCCCUCAAGGGCCGAAUCUUCGAAGUCAGCUUGGCCGAUCUCCAGAAUGAUGAAGACCACGCUUUCCGCAAGGUCAAGCUCCGAGUCGAUGAGGUCCAGGGCAAGAACUGCUUGACCAACUUCCACGGUCUCGACUUCACCUCUGACAAGCUCCGAUCCCUCGUCCGCAAGUGGCAAACCCUGAUCGAGGCCAACGUCACCGUCAAGACCACCGACGACUACCUCCUCCGCCUGUUCGCCAUCGCCUUCACCAAGCGCCGACCAAACCAGAUCAAGAAGACCACAUACGCUGCUUCGUCACAGAUCCGGGCCAUCCGCAAGAAGAUGACCGAGAUCAUCCAGCGUGAGGCCACCAGCGUCACCCUCGCCCAGCUCACCGGCAAGCUCAUCCCCGAAGUCAUUGGCCGUGAGAUCGAGAAGAGCACGCAAGGAAUCUACCCUCUCCAGAACGUCCACAUCCGAAAGGUUAAGCUGCUCAAGGCACCCAAGUUCGAUCUUGGUGCCCUGUUGGGUCUGCACGGUGAGAGCACGCAGGAUGACUCUGGCCAAAAGGUCGAGCGAGAGUUCAAGGAGCCGGCACCUUUGGAGAGCGUGUAAAUUCGACACUAUUUGGAAGCAUGAUUAGGUGAUGAUUACGGUUUUCUUCUUCUCUGAGGCACCAAGGUUGAAGACAAUCGGAAAAAAAGCAGACGAGGAGAGUCCGUUGCUCCUGGUUGCACUGUGCUAUAGUGGCAGGACAUGGAUGAGAAAAGAGAAGAAAAGGUUAUGCAAGUCAAAGGCGUCAUGGGUAGACGAUGAGGGUGAUUUUUUGUGUUGUCUCGAUGGACUUCAAAUGGUUGUCCUUGCGAUGCCCCUGAUGUCGCAAACAGUAAGGACUGCAUAACGGAUGUUUUCAUGCUACCGCUCGUAGAGAUAGGACAGCAUAGCAUCUACCAACAAAGACACAAUUCACACAAGUUUAAAAUGAC